AUCAAACGGUCGGUAUAAAAGUAGCAUAAAAAGACCCCACGUCGGAUACAGCAUUCUGCAGUCUUAAUUGAAGCACAAACAUGAAAGUUGAAAAUACUGUAAUUUUCCUUCAUAAUCUGUUCGGUGGACCGAUAGCAAAGGACGAUCAUCGCUUAACACCGCUCCAGAUGUGCAUCUACACUACAACGGUCAUCGGGACCAGUGUUGCAUUUUUUACCCUUUGCCUGUUUGAUUUACAUCGCAUGCUAUACUCGCGCGAUCUUGUUUUGAGUGUUAUCGAUCUGCUAAUGUUGCUAGGGAUUGCAACAACCGUACUGGCGAUUCAAUCCUCCGCAGUGAUAAAGCAUUUGACCAAAUCACGCGUUUCCAUUUUCCAGUGUCUUGACGAUAUCGACGCGCAUCUCUACACGCUAAACGUAGGUGGUGAGCCUACCCACAACCUUUCAAGAAACUGGCUCGUUGCUGCCCUUGGCGCAAUCGUCAUAUCGCUAGCCUAUCUGUUGGCAAUCGCAUUACGCAUCAAUCAAGCAAAUACGUUGAUCUUUGCCUUUAAGGCGUACGGAAUGUUUGUGAUAUUUCUCAUGGAUGGAAUGUUUCUCGUACUGUGUUAUCAAAUAUGGCAACGAAUCCGGUGCAUGGUGGUGCAUCUGGGAAAGAUGAUAGCAUCUUUCAAGCGGCAGAAUAAGCGAUCGAAUAAUAGCGAUAAAGGGAAUGUUAGUUUGCGAUUUUGCAGAGAUCUCCAGACGUUGGCCAUUGUUCAGUGGCAGUGUUUUAGGGCUUGUAACCGUCUCAAUGAUGAAUGUGGUCUAUCGAAUGUAUCCAUUUUUGGAAUGUUUUUCUACGUGCUCACUGCAAAAAGUUUUCAGCUAUUCUACAUUUGCUCGAUCGAGUUCAAACGUCACGGGUUUACCUUCACUCAUUUGCUAGAACCAACUGUGCUGAUAAUCGCAGUUUUUUUAUACUUUUUUACAUCCGCCUAUCUUGGUGAAAUGGUACUGAGAGAGACACAGCUCGUGAUAAACAAUCUGCACAAAUUUGAGUCCAUGCAUACGACUUCCCAGCAUAAAAUUAACCAGUCGGAGUUAGUUGAGCAGCUGGGCAAUCAAAUCGUGCAUCAACCUAUAUGCUUUAAUGUGAUCAAUUUCUUUCAGAUAGAUCUCAAAUUUUUCCAUUUAGUGAUGGCAUCCGUCGCCACAUAUUUAAUCAUAUUAUUGCAAUUCGAUUUCCAAAAUUAAUGUCCAAGCUCGCACACACACAUAAUCGCUGUUGGGAUCAACUCAAUAUGGUUCCUCGUCGUGAAAAACAUAUGUUCCUGCCCCCUUUGUUAAGGACAUCAAUCUUUCACAGUAUGCACACGCCACAGCGUUUUGUUCUCAUUUGCUACUAUCCGAAUGUGAAUAGUCGCCGAAAGGGAUUAGCUGUAGAAUCAUUUCGCUAGUACAACAUGGAAGCAACUAUUAAUCACACCAUUUUCAAACUUUUUGGGCUAAUGCCAAUCUUUCAAACAAAGGGUAGUGCCUGGAAAAUAUUGCUAAACAUAUGCUACAGCCUUUGCGUUAUUACUUUCAUCACAGUGCAUCAGUUUGCUAUCUACUACCUUCAGCUAGAGCGAGAUUUUGCCGGAUGGUUCAUAAGCGCCAGCGUGCUGUUUACCAGCUUCAUCGCACUGCUGCAAACGUUAACAUCGGCCAAAGGGUUGCAGUUUCUAAUGUUGGAGCUGGCGAGUAUCGAUUCGUUGAUAAGCACCUGUAAUGCCACCAGCAAGCGACAUUACAGUGCCAUUUUCUACGCCAUGUACUGUAUCGGCUUGACUAGAGGCAUUUUUCGCAUGGUCCUGAUGAUACAACUCGGACUACGCUCGCCGAGCUUUGCCGUCCAGCUGCUCGUGCCGUCGAUUAUUGUUUUGGUCCGAGUGAAUCUACAAAUCUAUUUAAUGGAGCUUAUUGCUGCGCAGCUAGAGGCGAUUACAGCGGAGCUUACCAGCUCACUCGAAGACGCCGAGCGAUGCAACACCAAUGAAGCCGAUACAGUGUAUCGAUGCAGCUGCACGCUUCAGCGAGCAGAAUGCUUGUAUGGACGUUUACAAAAGUGUCUUCUGAUGGUGAAUGCACUGUUCGGUUGGUCUACUGCAGCGAUCGUGGUGCUCGUGUUCGUUGGCAUAACGUUCCAGUUCCGCGUCCCGAUGUAUCCACUUCCGUUUUAUGCACAAAUUAUUGAAGUGUUAUACUCAAUAUUUAUACUAUUUUGCUUAUGUCGAGCCUCCAGUCACGCGACAGAAAAGGUGAACGAAAUAAAGCGCGUACUGUUAAAACCAUUCUACAAUGCUUUGCUGUGGGAUCAGGUUCACAAUUUUAUCGUUCGUACCAAGCUACAACCGUUCGAGUUUACAGCCAAUGGA
Anopheles arabiensis is the source of this 2398-nucleotide messenger RNA. RefSeq lists its product as uncharacterized. The record is from RefSeq and is a predicted model, not a curated record. Gene Ontology annotation, biological process: sensory perception of taste. The transcript is spliced from 9 exons. The coding region runs from base 81 to 1235 and encodes 384 amino acids. Gene Ontology annotation, cellular component: neuronal cell body; axon; dendrite. NCBI's taxonomy places the organism in Eukaryota, Metazoa, Arthropoda, Insecta, Diptera, Culicidae.